AUUUCCCUCCAUCUUCACAUGCACCAUGCCUCCACUCCCACUUCUGCACAACUUCUACCGCUCUCCAUUUCGCGCCACACCUUUCGGAAUCUCCACCGCCGCCGCCGCCGGCGGCGGCGGCGCAAUCACCACCGCCGCGACUGCUAAAUUUAUUCAAUUUCAGCUCAGGAUAACUCCUCUUAAUCUCCGCGGCAAAGCUUUAGUAGCAGCGGCUGCUUCCGGAGAUAGCAGCGUGAACGGCGACCAUCCGUCUAUAGUUCUGGACAGCCUCAGACUUCUGCAGUGGGAUCAGCUCUGCGAUUGCGUGGCUUCCUUCGCCGGGACGACGCUCGGCAAACAAGCCACCAAGGAGCAAUUAUGGAAUUUGAAUAAAUCUUAUGAACGUAGCAUAAGGCUACUAGAUGAGACCAAAGCAGCUGUGGAGAUGCACAAAUAUGGAGCUAUGACAGAUUUUAAUGGCAUUGAUGUUGCUUUGGUUGAAACUGGCAUAAAAUGUGUUCGUAGAGGUCUUCCUGUGAGUGGGAGUGAAGCAAUAGCUCUUGUAGUUCUUCUACGACUUGCAGAAACACUGCAAUUUAAUGUCAUAGCUGCAAUAAAGGAAGAUUCAGAUUGGUUUAUGAGGUUUAUGCCUCUAUCAGAAUUGAUUGUGGAACUAGUUAUAAGUCAGUCUUUGAUUAAGUUUAUAGAGCAACUUGUAGAUGAAGAUGGCUCAGUAAAAGAUUCUGCGAGUUCAAACUUGCGGCAUUCACGUGAUCGAGUACGUCUUCUUGAGAGAAAGUUAUACUUGUUGAUGGAAAGCGUGAUCAGAAAUGAAGCAAAAGAAACGUCCACUCUGGAAAUAUGUAAUAUUGAUGGAAGAUGGUGCAUAAGCUCGGUUGCUGCAAGGAGUCCAAGUAUUGAGGGAUUAUUGCUGGCAAGUGGUGCAGGUGCAGUAAACCUCGUGGAGCCACUCUCUGCUGUUCCUCUAAAUGAUGAGCUGCAGCAAGCAAGAGAAUCUGUUGCAAAGGCAGAGCAGGAGGUUCUCCUAAAGAUAACAAAGAAGAUGCAAAUAGAUUUGAAUGACAUUGAAAAUAUAUUCAACUGCAUGAUUCAGAUAGACACGAUUAAUGCUAGAGCACGGUACAGCCUUUCCUUUGAAGGUGCAUGUCCUGAUUUGUAUUUGCCAAAAGAUAAUGAUAGCGCUAUUCAUGCUGAAACCCCAGCAGGGGAGGAAAUUUUAUCACAGCGCACUAAGGGGACAUGGAUUUUAUAUCUGCCUAAAGCUCACCAUCCGUUAUUGCUUCAAAAGCAUCGUCACAGCUUAAAGAUGGCCAUGAAGGAUCUCAGUAAUGCAAAUGCUGAAAUCAGGAGAAGGAAACAGCUAGGAGGAUCGGUGAAGUUGAAAGAAGAUUUGAAUGUAUCAGCUUUGGAAAUGCAGGUUGCUAAGUUGAAACAAGCUCGUCCGGUCCCCUUCGAUAUAUUGAUAUCCCAGAAUACUAGAGUUCUGGUUAUAACUGGCCCCAACACUGGAGGCAAAACCAUUUGCCUGAAAACUGUUGGAUUGGCUGCUAUGAUGGCAAAAUCAGGUCUAUAUGUUUUGGCUUCAGAAGCCGCAAAAAUCCCCUGGUUUGAUUAUGUACUUGCUGAUAUUGGCGACGAACAAUCUCUUUCUCAAUCUUUAUCUACCUUCUCUGGCCAUCUAAAACAAAUUAGUGAAAUCAAGGGCCUAUCUACCAGUCUGUCAUUGGUGCUCUUGGAUGAAGUAGGUGCAGGGACAAAUCCUCUCGAGGGAGCUGCACUGGGGAUGUCACUGCUGGAAUCUUUUGCUGAUUCUGGGGCCUUGUUGACAAUUGCAUCUACACAUCAUGGAGAACUCAAAAGUCUUAAAUACAGCAAUAAUGCUUUUGAAAAUGCCUGUAUGGAGUUUGAUGAAGUGGAGUUGAAACCCACAUACAGGAUCCUCUGGGGGGUUCCAGGACGGUCAAAUGCAAUCAAUAUUGCUGAGAGGCUCGGCCUGCCUGUUGAAAUUUUGAGUAACGCGCGCAAACUAUAUGGAGCAGCUAGUGCAGAAAUAAAUGAGGUAAUAAUGGAUAUGGAAAGAUUCAAGCAGGAUUAUCAUGAAAAAGUUCAUGAAUCGCAGCAUUAUCUGAGGAUCUCAAAGAAACUUCACCAGAGUCUAUUGAUGACCAGCAACAGAGUCACAGAACACGGGAUGAUGGAAAAACAUAGAAUGGUGCAAGAAAUAUCCAAGAUGGCAGCUUCAGCACGUUCUGCCAUUCAUAAGAAACUGCGUGAAUCUCGCUCACGUCCUACUCCGCUGCCUAAACAAACUAAAACAGAGAUGGAUAAGCGUACUUUAAAAAUUGUUAAUCAACAUGUUGCUGCUACAGGAGAAAAUAGAACUUCUGUGGCUACUCAGUCUUCAGACCUUGUAGAUAGUACAAAGCAGUCAACUACAGAGAAGAAGCUCAAACUUCCAAAGGCUGGUGACAUGGUGAAUGUUCCUUCUCUCAAUAAAAAAGCCACAGUUUUGGAAGUGGAUCCAUCUAAAGAAGAAGUAGUAGUUCAAGCAGGUUUCUUGAAGGUGAAGUUAAAGCUCGCUGAUAUUGUGCCCUGCUAGGCUUUGUUUCCUUCUCCUUGAGCAGAAGACAACACACUCAAUGACCUACUGUUAAGUUAGAUUUUUUUUUUUCAUUUUCUGUUUACUUAUUGUAGCUAGGUUUACCUGCUGGAGGAGAUGUAGUUGUGCUGGAUAUAUGACACUUUCUUGUGUAAUUUAUUUUAUUAUAAAUAUGAGUAUAUGUCUUGUUGGUAAA
Messenger RNA from Salvia miltiorrhiza (redroot sage), 2795 nucleotides. RefSeq lists its product as uncharacterized. The transcript is spliced from 20 exons. Gene Ontology annotation, biological process: mismatch repair; negative regulation of DNA recombination. Gene Ontology annotation, molecular function: ATP binding; mismatched DNA binding; ATP-dependent DNA damage sensor activity. The coding region runs from base 26 to 2599 and encodes 857 amino acids. NCBI's taxonomy places the organism in Eukaryota, Viridiplantae, Streptophyta, Magnoliopsida, Lamiales, Lamiaceae. The record is from RefSeq and is a predicted model, not a curated record.